Panicum virgatum (switchgrass) is the source of this 351-nucleotide messenger RNA. Its product is annotated as BAHD acyltransferase DCR-like. The transcript is spliced from 2 exons. NCBI's taxonomy places the organism in Eukaryota, Viridiplantae, Streptophyta, Magnoliopsida, Poales, Poaceae. The coding region runs from base 1 to 351 and encodes 116 amino acids. The record is from RefSeq and is a predicted model, not a curated record.
AUGAACCCCGGGGACGCUUCAACGGCCAAGCCCGUCGUCUACACGCUGCGCUACUUCGACCGUAGCGGCGUGAUGCUGGGGAGCUCGCCGCGAUUCGACAUGUAUGGCUGCGACUUCGGGUGGGGGAUGGCGCUGGCGGCGCGCAGCGACAGGGCCAACAAGUUCGACGGCAAGGCGUCGCUGUACCCGAGGAGGUUGGGCGGCGGCAGCAUCGACGCGGAGCUCGUGCUGACGCCGGAGCACAUGGCGCAGCUGGAGCAGGACAAAGAGUUCUGGGCGGCCAUGACGCCGGACAAGCUGUGUCCUCCUCCUCUGGCGGUGGCAGCCAAUGCAAGGGAAAGAAUUGAUUGA